Messenger RNA from Branchiostoma belcheri (Belcher's lancelet), 1620 nucleotides. RefSeq names its product neuropeptide FF receptor 1-like. Gene Ontology annotation, biological process: G protein-coupled receptor signaling pathway. The coding region runs from base 130 to 1269 and encodes 379 amino acids. The transcript is spliced from 3 exons. Lineage: Eukaryota; Metazoa; Chordata; Leptocardii; Amphioxiformes; Branchiostomatidae. Gene Ontology annotation, molecular function: neuropeptide Y receptor activity; peptide binding. Gene Ontology annotation, cellular component: membrane. The record is from RefSeq and is a predicted model, not a curated record.
UUCACCUUCUCCGAGCACAAGCAGACGCCUGAGGCCAUCGCCGUGUACUCUGUGUGCUACACGCUGGUGUUCCUGGGCUCCGUGGUGGGCAACCUGCUGGUGGUGGUGGUCAUCGGCCGGACCCGCAGGAUGUGGGGGGUCACCAACUUCUUCAUCUUCAACCUGGCGGUCAGCGAUCUGCUCAUCGCAGUCUUCUGUAUGCCCUUCACGCUGGUCGGCCACAUCUUCAUCGAAAACAUGGUUGGCGACUUCAUGUGCCGAGUGAAGAACCUGGCACAGGGACUAUCGGUGGCGUCUUCCGUCUUCACUCUGACGGCAAUAGCUGUCGAUCGACACCGAGUGAUCCUGCACCCGGAGAAGACGCGGAUGUCGAACCGGCAGGCCAUCAUGGUGAUCGUGGGGUCCUGGACGGCAGCCACCAUUAUCAUGAUCCCCCAGCUCGUCGUCUGCUACGAGAAGGAGGUCAAGAUCGACGAAGUCACCUUCCUCAUCUGUGGCGAAUUCUGGCCGUCGAAGAGCUCACAGAAGGUCUACACUGCGGCUCUGUUCAUCCUCUGCUACCUCGGUCCACUUCUCAUCAUCAGCGUGCUGUAUUAUAAGAUCGCCAUGCGGGUUUGGUUCAAGCCCAGGCCGGGAGAGAACAACGGCAGCAACAGGAGCACGUCCAGCAGGCAGGCCUGCCUCGGUAGCGUGUCGGAGCGGCGUGGGAGGGUGGUCAGGAUGGUCAUCACCAUGGUGAUGGUGUUCGCGCUGACGUGGCUGCCUCUCUACGUCUGCUGGCUUAUGGAGGAAUACGGCAGUCUAUCACAAAUGCAGGAGAUCUCCCUCCAUCACUACGGCUACCCCAUCGUCCACUUAGUAGCCUUCUCCAACAGCUGCAUCGACCCGCUGGUCUACGGCAUCUUCACGGCGAAUUUCCGGCAGAUUUUUAACCGUGGAGGAAGAGGAGGCAGGGGAGGGGCCGGGAACAUCCGGGCCACCCACCCGACCGGCCCGGACUUCGCCAUUUCGCCCCCCAGCGGAGGGAACUCCAACUUCCGGUGGAACCUCUUCGCCGGAAACGCGAGGCAUGUCGGGAGCACGCCGAACAAGCCCUCCUCGGGUGGGUACUCCACUGCGCGCACCUCGCCCGACUUUAACAACGCGGCCACCAGUUUCAGCCUGUUCACCAUGAACCCCAGUCCGCUGAACGUCAAGAACAACGACAUAGACCUAGACGUGUUUCUACCUCGGGUGGAAACCGCAGAAUCUGUCAGCAACCUCGUGUAAAACACUAGAGAGAGAAACCAGAUGGUCGUACCACUUCAUCGGCCUCCUUCCGUCUGAGUAGACGAUGGGCUUGGCACUGGAGGGGUCUGGCACCGUCUCUGGUGGCUGAACAGGCCUAUCCGUGAAUGGCAGACUCUGCCACAUGUUGAACAGGUGAAUGUGGUGGUGUUGGAAGUGGCUGCAUGGUCUCUGCCGGCGCAGGUCUCUCAGUACCUUCGUACCACUUAGGAUGCUAGUAAACCUGAACAAACUUACAGUUAUUUCAGAGCAUAUUUUUCGCGAUAGAACUGCUUCGAAGUCUAACUUUAGAUGACAUUCGAAACGAUACAUGUUCUUGACGUGGUUGGACGU